This is a messenger RNA of Cajanus cajan (pigeon pea), 2147 nucleotides long. RefSeq names its product proline-rich receptor-like protein kinase PERK10. The record is from RefSeq and is a predicted model, not a curated record. Gene Ontology annotation, biological process: protein phosphorylation. Gene Ontology annotation, molecular function: ATP binding; protein kinase activity. Lineage: Eukaryota; Viridiplantae; Streptophyta; Magnoliopsida; Fabales; Fabaceae.
UCGAGAGAGAGAUGACUAGUGCUGCUGUUUUGGAAGGGGAGAAGAACAUGCUUCUGUCCUUGAAUCAUUGGACGAUCAUCGAUAUCAUUUCUCACUCCUCUAUGCCACGUACAGUUAUCACGUUAUUGCUAUUUUGCUUUUCUGGAUCACCCCAUUUCAUGUCAACGUUGAAGCUUUAACAUCAUCAGAAAUUGCGUAUGGAUAGCCCUCCUUCUGCAUCUUACGUCAUCUUUGCAUGUGAUGCCACUAGGGACCGCACUGAACACGAGAUCAAACUCGUUGUUAAUCAUGUUCGUACCAGGGGUGUCUUUCUUUCUUCUGGUGACAAGUUGCUUGUGCUAUGUGUCUUGCAUAAGGUGUCUCACCCUAUGGGGUACCAGACAUUACCUUGUCCCGAGUCUUUUGCUGGCACCAGCUUUCGUGCAAUGGAGGAAGAAGUCAAAAAGAAAGUUGAUACAUAUGCAAGUGAGCUUUUAUCAAGUUAUGAAGAUUUUGAAAGUGAAGGGCUUAGUAUCGAAGUUAAAGUCACCGCGGGAUUUCCAAUUAAACAGGUUCUUUUACAAGAGGUCACAAACUAUAAUGCAUCUUGGAUAAUACUUGACAGACAUCUUCGGCGCGACAUGAGAUACCACCUUAACAAGAUGCCAUGUAAAGUGGCAUUGGUUAAAGAUGACUUGUCUCUGGAUAUCUGGAGAUCUCAAUAUGCACAUGACACAAAGGUCAUAGAAACAAAGUUUGUAUAUUCUUUGUCAAAGUUGGUGUCUCUAUCAGAUUGUCAUAGCGUUGAAGACAUUGAGCAGUCUAUUAUCUCUUGCAAAAGUUAUCCCCAUUCUAUAUAUUCUUCUGAUAGCUCUAGUACGAUUAGGAGCUAUACAAAGCAGUCAAAUAAGGAUAACAGGUCGCGGGAGCACUGUUCCAUAUCAGAUUUUGGGUCUUCUUCUAAGCAAGAAAGAUCAGGUACAAGCAUCAAAGGAGAAUUUAAGCAUUUGAUUACUUCUCAGAUUGAUCAAAAGCAAAACCAAUGUGACUUUCUGCCAAAACAUUCAGAUGCACCGCUUCUUUGUACUGGCUGUGGGACAAGAACUGAGUUGUCUAUCAAGGAAUCAAUGAGGUUCAGCUAUUCUGACAUACAACUUGCAACAAAUGAUUUUUCAAUGGAUAACUUAUUAGGUGAAGGUGGAUAUGGUCACGUAUAUAAGGGUGUGCUUAAAGAUGGACAGCAAAUUGCUGCAAAGGUAAGGAAAGAAGAAAGUUCACAAGGAUUUUCUGAAUUUCAUUCUGAGGUGUACGUCUUAAGUUUUGCUCGACACAAGAACAUAGUGAUGCUGUUGGGUUACUGUUGCAAAGGAAAGAAAAAUAUUCUGAUUUAUGAAUAUAUUUGCAACAAGUCUCUCCAUUGGCAUUUAUUUGAAAAUAAUGAAGCGGUUCUAGAGUGGCACCAAAGGUAUGCUAUUGCUAUUGGGACAGCAAAGGGAUUGCGUUUUCUGCAUGAGGAAUGUCGUGGUGGUCCUAUUAUUCAUAGGGACAUGCGACCAAGCAAUAUACUUCUAACCCAUGAUUUUGUUCCCAUGCUAGGUGACUUUGGCCUUGCUAAAUGGAAGACUGGUGAUGACACUCUACGAACAAGGAUAAUGGGCACAAUGGGAUACCUUGCUCCCGAGUAUGCCGAAGAUGGUAUUGUUUCUGUGGGAUUAGAUGUGUAUUCUUAUGGCAUUGUUCUGUUACAGUUGAUAUCAGGACGCCAGGUUGGCAAUUCCACUAAUCCAGAACGAGAACAAUCUCUCCGACAAUGGGCUGAGCCAAUUAUUGAAAAGUUGGCUUUACAUGAAUUGAUUGACACCCGUCUAGGAGAAUCAUAUGACACUUAUGAACUCUACCUCAUGGCUAAAGCAGCACACUCGUGUGUUCAAAGGAAGCCUGAGAAGCGUCCAUCAAUGGGACAGGUUGUGCGGUUUCUUGAGGGAGAAAGUAGCCACUUUCACUCCUUGGAAGAUCAAUUUUUACCUAAAUAGUGGUUAAGGUUUCAUCGAUUCUUUAUGGGUGGUUUCUUUUUUUUUUUUUUGUGUGUUCUUUUCAGGAUCUUUGCUUUGGUUUCUCCCUUUUAUUUUUGUACUUGGGGAGAUUAUUUAGUUUGUAAAAAAGGAUUG